AUGUAUACGCCGGGUGAGGAUGAGCCGCUCAAUGCGGGCUCCGCCAACCAGCCCGAGGUGCUGGCGGAGACGUUGCUGCAGCGGCGGAGGGUCCUGACCCGCGCCGCGCUGGAGCUGGCGCUCAUGUCCUCGAUCAGCCACCCCAACAUCGUGUACGCGCAGUGGCCCACUGCGCUGCUGGAGCGCGACGAGACGCAGCCGUGCCGGCGGCGGCUGCGGAAGCUGCCCCCGGACACCCCCCCACCCAUCAGCGGGGGCUUGGUCUGCGCGGUCAUGGUGAUGGAGUACUGCGACAAGGGCACUUUGGUGGACGCCAUCAACCGAGACGGGCGCCGCAGUGUGGUGACGGAUGAGGCGUGUGGCACCGUCACACACAUGGCACCGGAGUCGUUUGUGGAGGGGGAGCCCGUGGACAGCAGCGCGGACGUGUAUGCAUUCGGCAUCCUGAUGUGGGAGCUUAUCUCCGGCAAGCAGCCCUACCACGACCGCAACUUGAAGCAGCUGCCCCAUGAGGUGGUCAACAAGGGCUUGAGACCCACGUUCCCGCCCAACACACCGGACGUGUACAAAUCCCUGGCCAAGAGCUGUUGGAAUCCGUUGCCCCGAAACCGCCCGACUGCGGCCCAGGUCGCUGUGCUCAGACUGGGGAGGCGAUGGCAGCAGAUGACGAACCAGGGCCAGUCCCCGAAAGCCGCCGCCGCCGCCGCCGUGCCGGAGAGGUACCGGGACGUGUUACGGGGUGCGCGCGGAUCACUGCUCAAGAAGAAGCUUGCGACGGCAUCGGUGGUGAUGGUCUUGGUGGUGGUGAUGGUGCUGAUGGUCUUGGUGGUGGUGAUGGUGUUACGUAGUUCUGCAGAGAGGAUGGUCUUGGGUGCAGUGCUGGCGAUGGGGCGGCCGCCGUCUGCUGCUUCGUUUUGUGAUGGAAAAAAGCGGUCUGGCGGGGCGAAAGGACCGCCCUGGACCGCCAGCAUAGCAGCUGGUCGAAUGUUUGUGUGCUGUUCACAUCCAUCUCAAGCCUGCUACGGUGGCUUGGUGAUUGCUGGCGGGAGCUGCCGCCCGAGAGCGAGGCUCCUGGGUCCCGCGGUCGCGAUAACAAUCAUUACUAAUGUUGCGCUAUUUUACUAA
Volvox carteri f. nagariensis is the source of this 1125-nucleotide messenger RNA. RefSeq lists its product as uncharacterized. The record is from RefSeq and is a predicted model, not a curated record. Gene Ontology annotation, molecular function: protein kinase activity; ATP binding. Gene Ontology annotation, biological process: protein phosphorylation. The transcript has 13 exons. Bases 1 to 1125 code for a protein of 374 amino acids. NCBI's taxonomy places the organism in Eukaryota, Viridiplantae, Chlorophyta, Chlorophyceae, Chlamydomonadales, Volvocaceae.